AUGUCGAGUUACGAUAGCCGUUGGCACAACUGCCCGUCGCCCAAAACCCGACCCGUCCGUCAGAAACUCAAUUUUACGGCUAGCGACGGCGAGGAUGACACGAUUGAGGACGUCAACGAGUCGGGCUUCAACGAACUGGAUUCCCCGCAUGCUAUGCGAACCAGCUCGGUAGGCUGUGACGAUGGUAGUGGAAGCCCCGGAACGAGGCAGGCUUUCGGGGACGAGAUGUGGGUGGAAGAGGGUUUUGGCUCUCCGUCCCACUUGAUCUCCCCGUGCUCAGAGCUCUUUGCAGUCUGCACGCCGUCUGUGAAGAAGGCACCACGUUUGCAUUCCGCUACACCGGUGCGGUCGUACAGCCGAGCCAGAAAGGAUGAAUCCGGCUCGCCGAUCCGCUCAUGCCCCGACACACCUCCUCACAAAACUCUGAGAAAGCUACGACUUUUUGACACACCGCACACGCCUAAGAGCCUUCUGUCCCGCGUGAAGGAGUCCAGCUUGAAGGGCCCUUUAUUCAAUUCGGCAGAGCAUAAAGUGAUUCUGCCAAGACCUCUCACAGACAGUGGCAAGAGACUUCAUACGCCUGCAGUCAACAUCAACCCCUUCACCCCUGACUCCCUGCUCAUCCAGUCGGCCACACAGCAAAGCAACAACAGAAAGAGGCCACACCGGAACGUCUCUAAUGGUGAAGACAGGGAGGAUAGUGAUGGCGAGGACGAAGAGCAAAUCCUGCCACCAUCCAAGAGGAUCACCAUGAUGGAGAGCAGCAUGAUGUCACGCUACGUCUCUGAGUUUCUGGAGUUGGAGAAGAUUGGCUGUGGCCAGUUUGGCGCUGUUUACAAGUGUGUAAAGCGAUUGGACGGCUGUCUCUAUGCAAUCAAGCGCUCCAAGAAGCCCUUGGCUGGAUCGGUGGAUGAGCAAAAUGCUCUGCGCGAGGUGUACGCUCACGCUGUGCUCGGCCAGCACCGGCACGUAGUACGCUACUACUCUGCAUGGGCGGAGGAAGGCCACAUGCUGAUCCAGAACGAGUACUGCAACGGCGGCACACUGGCAGACGUGAUGGCCGACAACGCCCGGUGCUUCGCCCGCUUUUCAGAGCUGGAGCUGAAAGACCUGCUUCUACAGGUGGCCCGUGGACUUAGGUACAUCCACUCCAUGUCAUUGGUGCACAUGGACAUCAAGCCCAGUAACAUCUUCAUUUCUCGCAAGUCUGUCAGCAGCUGUGAUGAGGGCGAUGAUGAGGAUAUGCUCAACACAAGUGUGGUCUACAAAAUAGGUGAUCUUGGCCAUGUGACGCAAGCCAACAAUCAUCAAGUCGAGGAAGGUGACAGCAGAUAUUUGGCCAAUGAAGUUCUUCAAGAGGACUGCAGCAACCUGGCCAAGGCCGACAUCUUCGCCCUAGCACUGACAGUAGUGAGCGCAGCCGGAGCGGCGCCUCUUCCCAGCAAUGGUGACAGUUGGCACGAGAUCCGGCGGGGGAAACUCCCUGCUGUACCCCAAGUGCUCUCACCAGAGUUUCUCAGCCUCCUUACGUUGAUGAUUCACCCUGACCCCACCGAACGUCCUUCUGCCACUGACCUCAUCCGCCACCCGGUGCUGCUGACAGCAACCAAGACUAGCGCUGAUCAACUGCGAGUGGAAAACAAUGCUCUCAGAUGCAAGAAUGCCCUGUUGGAAAGGGAGCUGCAGAAGGCUCAGCUGGCGAGAGCCUCCAUUGGGGAGACGGGAAAUGGAAGCAGCACCUCCAGGCUUAUUGGGAAGAUGAUGAGUCGCUCUGUUAGCCUCAACAUUUUCUGA
Molecule: messenger RNA, 1794 nt
Organism: Nerophis lumbriciformis (worm pipefish)
Lineage: Eukaryota; Metazoa; Chordata; Actinopteri; Syngnathiformes; Syngnathidae
Source: RefSeq, a predicted model, not a curated record